AACCAAACGAUCGUACGAGAUGUAGUAGUUUACUUGAAGAAGGAUGGUGGAUAGAUGACUCUUAUAAAAACUGGCAACCAUCAGGAUGCAUGAUGCAUUCUUACAAGGCAACAGACAUGUCAACUUGUCUUUCACAUUCACGUGUUGUCUAUGUAGGCGAUUCUUUAGUUCGACAACAGUUUUUCGCUGCCUUACAACUUGUAAGACCCAAUGUCGACACCUCAGGCGAAUCGCACGUGCAUCGUAAAUAUGUAUUUAAUGAGGAGAAACUGACGAUGGAAUUCUGGUGGGAUCCUUACUUGAACACUACAGAAAUUCUGAAGGGCACAUCACCUGCUUUAAAGCCUAGUUUAUUGGUGGUAGGUACUGGAGCAUGGCAGAUGCAUUAUUUGGGAAAGAAUUACUUUGAACACUUUCAGUCAAGUAUGGAUUCACUAUUCGAGACUGUCAGUACACACUCGAUAGCAGACGCCAUGCUAGUGAGUCCUGUAGAGAUACCUCAGUAUGACAAAUUAUCACCCGCUCGUCGUGCAUCCAUGACCAUAGAGAAAAUCAAAAAGAUGAACGACUACCUUCGACACAAACAGGGCGAGUAUGUGGAUCCAAAGACCCGUAUGGGGAUACCUUUUAUCUGGAAUGAAAUUGGAGCGCAUUUGAGCAACGUGACAGAUGAUGGACUUCAUUUUAAGCAGACUGUGACAAGUUUACAAGCACAGAUUGCCUUGAAUUAUCGGUGCAAUGAUGAAUUGGACAAAAAAUUUCCAAUGGGUACGACGUGUUGUUUUACAUAUCCUAGACCAAGAUGGUAUCAAAAUAUCUUGAUUUUAUUAUUCCUUAUUUGGGUGCCUACAGGAUUCUUUGUUUCUACAGCAACGACGUCAGGUUCAUUGACAAGAAAACUAUUUCCAGGCACGAAGUUAUUGAAUGCAUUGUUUAUAUUUGGAUUAUGUGUGAUGUACAUGUAUUUGGGGGACCGUACGCAGUUAUUUGGAAAGAUCCACAAAAAUUUCAACCCAACUAUUUUCACGGGAUUGAUGAUCGGCACGGCUGUACUGGGGAUGGCCAAACUUAGUCAUAAAAAAGAAGGUGAUGGAGGCUUUUUGAAUCGUCAUCAAACAGAUGAAUGGAAAGGCUGGAUGCAGGUUAUUAUCCUGGUUUACCAUUUCUGUGGCGCCUCUGGUACGUCGGGUAUCUAUAAUGCUGUCCGUAUUCUUGUGGCCGCAUACUUGUUUCAAACAGGUUAUGGCCACUUCUUCUUUUUUUAUAAGAAGGCAGAUUUCGGUAUGACACGUGUAUUGAAUGUGAUGGUCCGAUUGAAUUUCUUGACAUUUGUGCUUCAAUAUUUGAUGGAUACGGAUUAUCUCAGUUAUUAUUUUACUCCGCUGGUCUCUUUUUGGUUUUUGGCCAUCUGGAUCAUCAUGUAUGUAGGACAUACUUGGAACAAGCAUCCAGGCUUUAUGUUGUGCAAAUUACUUAUUGCCUGUGUGUUGACCACGCUCUUCAUCAAGGUACCUGGCAUCUUGGAAUUUUUAUUUAGCGUAUUACAAACAUGUUUCAACGUGCAAUGGAAUGCGGCAGAAUGGCGAUUUAGGUUAGCGUUGGAUGCAUACAUUGUCUAUAUCGGUAUGCUGUGUGCUUAUGCGUACAUCAAGAUUUCGGAACAUAAAUUGACAGAUCAUCCAAAAUGGUCUAGUGUCAAGCUUGCUGCCAUCUUUUGUUCCGCCAUCGCCACCGUUUGGUAUUUCUGGUUCGAACUGACCCGUAAAGACAAAUAUGUUUAUAACGAUUCACAUCCGUAUAUCUCGUUUAUCCCUAUUCUGGCCUUUAUUGUCCUGCGUAACUCUAGUCUUUAUUUAAGAAAUACGCACUCAGAAUUCUUUGCGUUCAUUGGCAAGAUCUCGUUAGAGACCUUUAUCGGUCAAUUUCACAUGUGGUUAGCGGGAGACACGAAAGGUUUAUUGGUGUUGUUUAUGCGAUCCAGUUGGGUGCAAGGCCUAGGAUGGUGGAUCAAUCUUUGUCUGUCUAGCUGCCUUUUCAUCUUUGUAUGUUAUUACAUGAGCCAAUCUACACAGGAGAUAUCGUCAUGGCUAUGUAAAACUAUGCUUCAUAAGUACACACUAACACCUGCAUCAUCAUCGGCAACAGGAGAAUACCAAGCCGUCCCUCUUUUGCCCACCACCACGAGCUUGGUGGAAGGAGUAGACAGACCUAAGAAUGAAGAAGGAGAAGAGGAGAUUUGGGAUGCCUCACUAACUGAAAAGAAGCCACAUAUGGUUACAAGGUUUUUUGAUGAUACCCGAGUUAAAUCUCUUUUAUUUCUUUUACUGGUAGGCCUCGUAAACAAUCUCUGUUAA
Messenger RNA from Mucor mucedo, 2354 nucleotides. RefSeq names its product 10 TM acyl transferase domain found in Cas1p-domain-containing protein. NCBI's taxonomy places the organism in Eukaryota, Fungi, Mucoromycota, Mucoromycetes, Mucorales, Mucoraceae. The record is from RefSeq and is a predicted model, not a curated record. The transcript is spliced from 2 exons. Bases 90 to 2354 code for a protein of 754 amino acids.